Molecule: messenger RNA, 4029 nt
Organism: Phascolarctos cinereus (koala)
Lineage: Eukaryota; Metazoa; Chordata; Mammalia; Diprotodontia; Phascolarctidae
Source: RefSeq, a predicted model, not a curated record
CGCGCGCACACGGUCGGGGUGUGGGAGGGACAGGGAGGGGGGGAGGCCGUAACCACCCGUCCUUGUUACGAACGAGGAGCCUCCAUCGCCGGGGUCGGGGGAAAGAGAACGGGGACUAUCCCCACCCCCGCCGCUCAGCCGCUCCAGGCGCGGCCGCCAAGCCCUCCUGAGUCCCCCCCGGUGAUGCUGCAGGUCUCCUAGGAUGGGGUGGAUCUUUUCAGGUGCUAUUAGAAUAAGUGAAAAUAAUCUCCAAAAAUUAAAAAGCAUCAUCUGCUUCUGAAGUGUUCCAGCUCUGGUUCUCCUUGGCUUUCCUACUCCCAUGAGUCUGGGAUUUCAUCAAUGCGGAUUAGAGCUAAUAAGGCAAACCCAAAAGACACUCCACCUCCAGGAAGAGCGCUUAUCAGCAUGGAAGCAAAAGGGCACGAAGCAAACCAGGAAGAUGCUUCACUGAGCGGCGUCAGAUCGUGCGGAAGUUCUACCAGUCCAUUUCUAGUGUCAGCUUGUCUUCGAGGUGCAGUGAAUGAAAACACUUCUGCGCCGAUGACUCAAGCACAGAACCCUUUGCUCACAAAGUACGAACUGGAACUCGAAAGCCAGCGAAAAUUGAUCCCUUACCCGGGAAAGGAACACAUUGAGCGGGUUUUAGAAGAGUACUCACAUCAGGUGAAAGACUUACAGAGAAGACUGAAUGAAAGUGCUGAGCUGCAUGAAAAACAGAAAUUCCACCUGAGGCAGUCAGUCAUCGACUUGCAGACCAAGCUUCAAGAGAUGCAGAUGGAGAGGGAUGCUCUGGUGGACAUCAGACGAAGGGAGACUCUUUCUCAGGAGGAUCUAAGAAAUCAACUGCAAAAUACAGUUCAUGAACUUGAACUUGAAACUGCCAAACGCCUUCAGGAAGAGGUUCUGCGGGAGAACAGUAGUCAGACGGAGCAGCUCAGAAAGGUGAUGCUCAGUCAUGAAGGAGUGCUCCAGGAAAUCCGGGCCAUUCUGGUGGACUAUGAAGAGACCACAGGCAAGAGAAUCUAUGAGCACGAGACCAUCUCUGCUGUCCACAUCCGUAACCUGGGCACAGCUGUCAGUAAGCUGCUGAGAGAACUGGACACGGAGGUGUCUUACCUUAAAGGGAGAAUUUUUCCAGUAGAAGAUCAACUUGAAUCACUGAAAACUGAAUCACAGAACAAAAUAGAACUGCUUCUUCAGCAGCAUCAGGAUAGGAUUGAGCAAUUAAUGAAUGAACAUGAACUUGAAGUAACGGGACUGAGUGAGAAAGCUAGUAGUGCCCGGAGCCAAGCAAAUAGCAUUCAGAGCCAGCUGGAAAUCAUUCAAGAACAAGCAAGGAAUCAAAAUUCAAUGUAUAUGCGUCAGCUCAGUGAACUGGAAUCUACUGUUUCUCAGCUGCGUUCUGAAUUAAGAGAAGCCAAAAGGAUGUAUGAAGACAAGAUCGAAGAUCUGGAGAAGCAGUUAGUUCUGGCCAACUCAGAGCUGACUGAGGCCCGCACUGAGCGUGACCAGUUCAGUCAGGAAUCUGGAAAUCUGGACGACCAACUUCAGAAGCUGCUGGGGGACAUGGAUGGGAAGUGUGAUGAAGCUGGAGCCCAUAGAAAGGAACAGACUGAUGGCCCUUCUGUGUUUAGAGUCCUGCUGCAGUCCCACCCCUACGCUGCCUUGGGUUACAUAGGCCUGGUGAGCAAGUCACGUCAUCUCCCUGAUGUCAUGGUCCUCUUCAAGAACCCAGACAAACACAGCGAUUUACAUAAGAGGGAAAAGGAGCUAGGUCUGGAGAAGGAACAGAACAAGCGGCUUUGGGACCGAGACACUGGCAACAGCAUCACCAUCGACCACCUGCGCCGCGAGCUGGAUGACAGGAACAUGGAGGUGCAGCGUCUGGAAACACUGGUGAAAACCAUGAAGACCGAGUGCCAAGGGCAGAUGGAGCGCCAGAUGGCAGCAAUUCAGGGAAAGAAUGAAAGCUUAGAGAAAGUGUCUGCCUUGACUGCUCAGCUGGAAUCCACCAAAGAGAUGCUCCGCAAAGUCGUGGAGGAGCUGACCGCCAAGAAGAUGAUGCUGGAAGGCUCUGAGAGGACUGUGUCUGACCUAACGCUGUCUCUGCAAGAGAAAGAGCGAGCCAUUGAGGCCACCAACACGGAGAUCACCAAGUUGCGUUCGAGGGUCGACUUAAAGCUACAAGAGCUCCAGCACCUAAAAAAUGAAGGGGACCACCUCCGGAACGUGCAGUCGGAGUGUGAGGCCCUCAAGGUGCAGAUGGUGGAGAAGGACAAGGUGAUCGAGAUCUUGCGUCAGCAGAUCGAGAACAUGACUCAGCUGGUUGGCCAGCAUGGGCGUACGGCCGGGGCCAUGCAAGUGGAGAAAACUCAGCUCGAGAAAGAGAUCAAUGACCGGAAGCUGGAACUGCAGGAAUUCAAGAUCAUAAAAGACAAGAAAGAUUCAAAAAUCCGUGAGCUCGAAGCUCGGCUAAGUGACUUGGAACUUGAAAAAGUGAAACUGGUGAAUGCUGGAUCUGAACGGCUCCGUGUAGUGAAGGACAUGAAGCAGGAGAGAGACCAGCUCCUCGCUGAGGUGAAAAACAGUCGGAAUGAGCUCUGCAGUCUUUCAGAGGACUACGAAGUUUUAAAAAGAAAUUAUCGGAACAAAAGUGAAGAGAUGGAAUGUACCACAAACAAGCUGAAAAUGCAAUUGAAAUCUGCACAGGCCGAGCUGGAACAGACAAGAAAUACUUUAAAGACAAUGGAAGGAUCUGAUGGCCAUGCCAUGAAAGUUGCAAUGGGAAUGCAGAAGCAAAUUACUGCCAAAAGAGGACAAAUAGAUGCCCUGCAGAGCAAGAUUCAGUUCUUGGAGGAAGCGAUGACAAAUGCGUCAAAGGAGAAGCGUUUCUUAAAAGAAGAGAAAAAUAAACUAAGUCAAGAAUUGAACGUUGUUGCAACAGAAAAAAACAAAAUGGCAGGGGAGCUGGAGGUCCUGAGAUCCCAAGAGCGGCGCUUGAAAGAAAAAGUUGCUAACAUGGAAAUUGCUCUUGAUAAGGCAUCGUUGCAGUUUGCAGAAUGUCAAGACAUAAUCCAGCGUCAGGAGCAAGAAUCAGUACGCUUGAAACUACAACACACGUUGGAUGUGAAGGAACGUCAGAGUCCAGGCUACACCCCAAGUUCUUCUGUGAAACAGCGCCUCAUACCAUCAUUGCCUACUUCCCGACCCCACUCUACUAAUUUACCGUCUACCCAGUCUACCAUCAGCUACAUAUCUCACGUACCUAGCAAAGUUGCUGUCCUGAAGGAAGACCCUACGAGAGACUUAAAACAACUGCUUCUGGAGCUGAGGAGUGUCAUCAACGAGGAGCCCUCUGUGUCUCUGGCGAAGAGCAAUGGUGACCCUGGGAGGCCAGCCGCAGGAGGAGCCGUCCACAUGGGAGUAAAUGAUGCAGUCAGAGACCCGCUCACUGAAUCUAAACUGAGAAUAGAGAUGUUCAACAGAGAUCCUGUAACUUUACAUGCCGGAGAUCUGGAGGAUAAAACCAAUACCUUCGGUUUUCCAGCCAGUGUAAGUCCUUCAGUUACAGCUGGUGGGAGCCGCUUUGGUACUUCCCCUAAAAAGUUCUCCCAGGAGCCAAAGAACCCAGAGAGGACUCCAGCGCACCCCCUCUUGACCAGCUCAGCCGAAGAUUCUCUGUCUUCCAAGUCAGACUACAAACAUACCCAUACAUCUGACGUUAAAGUUUCUCAGAAUCAACCGGUAGAAACAACUGGAAAAACAUGUAGGAAGCUACAAAACAGACUGGAAAGUUUACAAAAUCUGGUAGAAGAUUUACAAAUGAAAAACCAAGCAAUGUCUUCAAUGAUCAGGAAUCAGGAAAAAAGGAUCCAAAAAGUGAAAGACCAAGAGAAGAUGCUAUUGAAAUGAACCAUCCCUUGCUCCAUGUUGACAUGUGGACUCUGCCUAAUUAGCUGUCAUGUUAAACAUACUUAUUAUUCUGUGGAAGGUUUUUUCUGUGAAAGUUUAAUAAAAGAGUCAGAGUCA